Gongylonema pulchrum is the source of this 696-nucleotide messenger RNA. NCBI's taxonomy places the organism in Eukaryota, Metazoa, Nematoda, Chromadorea, Rhabditida, Gongylonematidae. The record is from the annotation of a GenBank genome assembly.
GAAGCAAAUGAGUGGGUGAGCAAUAUGACGCAUGAAAUGAUCACUUCAGUUAUUCAAGCGAGCGAAAUUUCAACGGAAUCACACCUGAUGUUGCUCAAUGCAGUUUAUUUCAAAGGUGCAUGGAAAGAAAAAUUCGAUGAAAAAUGGACUGAGUCCAAUCAUGCAAAAUUCCAGAUACCAAUGAUGGCAACGCUUGGAUAUUUUCCGAUUUUCGAGGAUGAUGAGGUGCAAGUGCUGGCGAUGCCAUAUGAAGGCGAUGAAAAUAUGAGUAUGUACAUCAUUUUACCGCGAAAACACUCCGGUCUAGAGGAUGUUGAACGCAGUCUUAACGGUUCAAAGAUGAUGCACUACUUUCAAAAUUGCAAAGCGUCAAAGGAAUUUUAUGUGCGAAUGCCUAAGUUCGCAUUAGAAAGCGAACUGGAUCUGGUCGAUGUACUUGAAAGUAUGGGAAUUAUAAAGGCAUUCGCCGGAAUAGCUGAUUUUACCGGCAUGGCAUUUUACUGGCCACUCUUCAUCAAGCAAGCGAAGCACAAGGCCGUUAUUGAGGUGAAUGAAGAGGGGGAAGAAGCAGUAGUAGCAGCAGCAGCAGCAGUGGAUGAGGUACGCAAUUCGAAAUUCAUCGCCGAUCACCCAUUUCUGUUUGUAAUUGCCAAAGAUGGGAAAGAUAUUUUCUUUAUCGGUCGCUUUGCUGGCUAG